CCAGCCUCUUCAGAUUCAAUGCUGCCUAUUUUACCCCCAACGGGCCACACUAUCUAUAGGUUUGAUUCUAAAUUGAAUAGAAAAUCAAACAAACAUUUCUUUCUUUGCGGGUGAUGGGAUAAUUCCGUAUACUCCGUCCAGAACACAAGGCAUCGGAUACUUGCACCGCACCACUGGAAAUUAAAACACUCCCUCUCUCUCUAUCUUGCCCCCAACUUCCCAAGUACAAACGCGGCCCGCUCCGGGCCCCAUUUUCAUCUUAAUAUUAUAGGAAAAAGUUACAAUAGGGUCCAUCCCUUCCCCUACCAUCUUAGUGUUUUAAUUUAUCAAGCAUUCCGGUCUUUCAUAACAUGGCCCGUUAUUGACAUCAUAUGGUGCAUGAUUAUGGUAACUAUCGGGUUGAUCAUUUAAUAAAUUGAAUAGAGAAAAAUAAAUGAAAAACGUAAAGCGGGUGUGAGGCGCGCCGUUCGGCCAUCGAAACGAUGACUAGUCUGCAGGGAUCGCUUAGCAGAUCGGGGCUUUUUUGCUCAGUCAGUGUGGGAUGGUUGUUCAACGGUGUGGGCCAGUGGGUGUGAUUUGGAGGCAAGAAGUCCCCAAAACGCCCCACUGUGUCAAAGUGAGCACCUUUCUGUCCGUCGGUUCCCCUGUUAGGCUAUUCUAGACGGCUUCCUCUCCUUCGAGGAUGUGAAUCCUGUUUUCGGAGGGACGAAAUAAAUAAUGAAAAAGAAAAAGUAAAAAAAAAAAAA
Messenger RNA from Aspergillus alliaceus, 746 nucleotides. RefSeq lists its product as uncharacterized. The record is from RefSeq and is a predicted model, not a curated record. The transcript has a single exon. NCBI's taxonomy places the organism in Eukaryota, Fungi, Ascomycota, Eurotiomycetes, Eurotiales, Aspergillaceae. The annotation marks the transcript as partial.